Molecule: messenger RNA, 7286 nt
Organism: Micropterus salmoides (largemouth bass)
Lineage: Eukaryota; Metazoa; Chordata; Actinopteri; Centrarchiformes; Centrarchidae
Product: beta-galactoside alpha-2,6-sialyltransferase 2-like
Exons: 7
Coding region: 1960-3573 (537 amino acids)
Molecular function (GO): sialyltransferase activity
Source: RefSeq, a predicted model, not a curated record
AGAUGUUGAGUGUGUGUGACUGCUUGAUCUUACAGCAGAAAAAAAGAAAAUAGAUUCCAGGACAAAAGAGGCAGGAGUUAUGCUUCAAGGAUGUUUCAUUUCUUUACUUUAUGCACAGACUAUCUGUCUGUGAAAAACAGAUGUGCAAUGGGGGAUCAUUUCACCAGCAGUUUAAUGUGGCACUAUUGCAGUUUCGAGGCUGCUGAGAACAGAUCAGCUUCAUUGAUUAAACCAUAGGCUGAAAUUGCUUAUUAUAAGAAUGAGGUUAGAAUUUGACAACUUCAAAUUAUAGUUUUAAAUGUCUCUAAAUCAAUUAUUAUUGAUUGGUAAAAAUAGAGGUUAAAUAUGUUUGAACCUGUAUGUUUAAACCUGCAACCUUGUGGAAUCACCUUUUAAGUUGACAUGGUGAACUUGUUAACAAACUUGCUUAUUUACACAUCCAGCAGAUAGGGAGCAAUAUUAUCUUUCAUCUGGAGUCAUGCUUAUGAUGUAAAUCCAAUAUUCACUCUCUUUUUGCUGUUUUUAGUCUCCACUAACUGCUGGGGGAAAUAUCUAGCUCCUUUAGCUGCUCCACCAUGCUCACCGGCUAGUCACUAACUCUGCCUGUAUGGUAUUUGGUGCUGAGCCGGUAGUGUACAGUGGGUUUUUAAAGCCUCUUCACUGAAAAUGGCGCUAUGACAGAGGAGAGCGUAAACCAAAACACUUAAGAUGCAGGCUGGACAGCUAAACUGUUAGCUAAAUCUUGCUAUAAAGCUCCUGCAAAUUAGUCCCCUAUAAGUUCAGGUGACCCCUUUGACAUUGUCAUUUGAUCCAUUGUUGGUAUAAAAGUAUUGAUUGUGUAGCCUCUUUAAACAUACAUUUUCCCCCCUCCUCUUACUGUAUAUCAAAAUUCAGUGCUCAGUAAAUGCUCGGAAAAUGUCAAUGCCGAACUUACAGGUCGACACUUCACCUUCUUUGUAGUUACUCAUAAUAUUCUCAUAAUUUAACUGUCGGCUGAAGCUAGGGUUUCAUUUCUGAUCUCUUCCAGACUGUAUAUGUGGAGAUAUAGAGGAGUGGAGGGACUGCAUGGGCAGGGCACUCAGGGAAGGUGGAGGUGUAAUUUCAGAUGUGCACUAACCGACCAGAACAGCAGUUAUCUGAGCUCAGCCUUCAAAAGCAGCAGCGCUGGAGUCAUCAAGACCAGCUGUGCCCCUCAUUCCUGGCUGAGUGUCUGAGCGCUCCGAGGACAGGGCUCUCCAUGAGAAACGCAUAGACAUCCGGGGUUAUUAACAGUCUUCACAAGAUUAUAAACUUCCUGAGAGGAGUUGUUUAGGCACUCGUUUCUGUGUGUUGAUGUAUGGCGCUCUACUCCUUGUGUUGAGUCUUCUUAAACAGAAACAUGGGAUUUUUGAGCAGCUUAUUGUGGUAUAGCUUUUGUAGUUCUGCAAUAAGUCUCUGAUAGGCUGCUAAUCUCAGUCUGUGUUUAGAAGUAAGUGUCCAGAGUUCAGGCAGAUUAUAGAGAGGUUAAGCUGUCUAAAAAAUGGCUGUGCAGCUGUUUAGAUUAGUGAGCUUGUUCUCUGGGCAGUCAAACAUGAUCCCCACCCCCAAAAAAACAAACAAAUCCUGUCAGCAUAUUUUUGCAUUAGCUUUGUUAACCUGUAAAUCCUGUUCUUAUUUGUUGUUGGUUUCAGCUCUCGGGAGGAGCUUCCUAAGCCUCACUUCCAUCUUCGUCUCUUUUGUCCCAAACAUGGAUGAGCAAGCGAAAUUAAACUCUAGUGAAUCUGUUCCAGGUUCAGAAACAAACGGAGUGAGGGUCACUGUAGGUGUAAGAGGGGUCCUGUUAUAUGCUGGAGGACACAUGGAUAUGAAGAAAUAGAAGCAUCAGUUGAGGCCCUCCAGCUGACCUCUGGGCUAAGUCCUGUCUGUGGGGCUUUGUUGUUGGUGGGCCAGCUGAACUGGCGUGUGUGUGAGUUAGAGGUAAUGAAGUCCAGUAUGAGGCAGUGGCGGAGGCUGGUGCUGGUGGGAAUGCUGGCCUGGGUUCUUCUCUUCCUUGCCCUCCUCUCUUACUUCCUGGAUGCUCGCGUGACUGAGCCCCUGACCUCUGUUGGUUCUUUACUCUCCCAGCACCCAGACACCCGUCGCCUGGCCUCUAUACAAGCCCCUAAUCAACAGCAUGCCAACCUGGGCCUCCGACCUGAACUGGCUUCCCCCUUAACUACAACCUACCCCAGAGUUGAGCUGGAGCCUUCUGCCAGCUCCACCACCCCAGAGCCCAGCCUGGACAUGAGCCUCAGCCCCAACAGUGCUCCCUACGCCAUUUAUGUUAGCCAGGAGGCCAGCCACCAGGACUACCUGGACCAACAGAGCCUGGCUGCCUGGUCCUCCUUUGGUACAGAAAAUGUGGGUUCUCACUCAGACCCUGUAGUCCAGAGUCGAGAGAGAACUUCCCAGAUCACAGAGGACCAGAACCACGUCAGCACCACACGCUACCACGGUGGGGAAGAGGAAGACGAUGAUAGGGAAAAUGAAGAACUAGGAAACAGAAUGAGGACUACAGCAGACAGGAGGGCUGGUGAUGACUCCUCUGAUCUGGAGCAAUAUUACUUCUCCAAGUCGUUGUCUGUGGUGCAGCGGCUGUGGCAGGGCCGUGUGUCUGCCAGCAUGCUGAGUCCUCGGCUGCAGCGAGCUAUGAAGGACUACAUGAGUGCCAACAAACACCACGUUUCCUACAAGGGGCAUCGCAGGGUCGCCCGCAGUGCUAAGGAGCUGCUUUGUCAAAUUAAAGCCCAGGCACAGCUGAGCACAGUGGACGGGUCGGAGAAGCCCUUCUCCUCACUCGGUUGGGCUGGUCUUGUGCCGUCGCUUCCUCUGGAGCAACUGUUUAGGCAGCAGGACCAGAGCAGCUUCAAGAAUUGUGCGGUGGUCACCUCGGCUGGUGCCAUCCUGCGUUCAGGCCUGGGCAAAGAGAUUGAUACUCAUGAUGCAGUUUUGCGGUUCAACGCUGCACCUACAGAGCGGUACGAGAGAGACGUGGGGAGCAAAACCACUAUCCGCAUCAUCAACUCACAGAUUUUGGCCAAUCCUCAGCAUCGAUUCAACACAAGCUCAAUCUACAAGAAUAUCACUCUGGUGGCCUGGGACCCUGCACCUUACACUGUCGACUUACAAGAGUGGUAUGAUACUCCGGACUACAACCUUUUUGGUCCGUACGUGGAGCACCGCAAGCUCCAUCCUGACCAGCCCUUCUACAUCCUUCACCCCAGCUAUGUGUGGCGACUUUGGGAUGUGAUUCAGAGCAACACUCAGGAGAAUAUCCAGCCUAAUCCUCCCUCAUCUGGCUUCAUAGGCAUCCUCCUGAUGAUGGCGCUGUGCGAGAAGGUGCAUGUAUAUGAGUACAUCCCCUCCAUGAGGCAGACAGACCUGUGCCACUACCAUGAGCGUUAUUACGAUGCUGCCUGUACACUGGGUGCUUACCAUCCCCUGCUGUAUGAGAAGAGCCUGAUCCAGCGGCUCAACGUGGGACUCGAGAGGGACCUCAGAAGGAAGGGACGGGUCACUAUUCCAGGCUUCAGCACCGUCGACUGUGACAUUUGAGAUAUGAAGACUGACCCUCAGAGCCCGAACAUACACACACGCUGCGGCCGUUUCUGGCUGACUAAGGGAGAGGUGCAAUAAAGCCACAGGAGACAAGGAGGCUGGAGCUUACAUGUUUCAAAUUAGAUCCAUGAAGAACCUAAGCCAUAGCCCUCCAGGGAGGGCUUAACAUGGAGGCUUCUGAAAUAACUUGUCUUCAUUAAUAUGGUUUACUAGACCAGAGACUGGCAGGAAGAGUCUCCAAGAUAUAGAAAAGACAUUUCUCUCUGCUUUAGCUGAGCCAUGUUAGCUAUGGAGCUAACUAGGGUAGCAACAAUGUUUUUAGGUAGACAAGUGAAUUUUCAAUAACUCUGUGUAUUUCAGUGUUGUAAACUCUGUGUUUUUCAAUAGUAUGGGUGGUUCUCCACUUAUAGGAAAUGCCACUGUUUAUAACGGUGGAUAUCUCGGAUUUUGUUUUUUACUAGGUAAAAGGGUUGUGAAUAAGCAAAGAAGUCAUCCACGCUGAAUGUCAUAAAUGCAGCAUAUACACAAAUUCACACAAACGCAUAGAGCAGCGGUGUGAAAAACCAUUUUGAUUGAGCUGUCACAGCAGUCACAUUACUGUACAUGUCCUUGCUUUGCAGCAGGCAUUCCAGUUCGACAUUCCUCUAUCUUCUUGUGAAACCAGAAGUUGUGCUUUGUGUUGCCAUGAGGAGUUUAUUUCACACAACUGAUGUUGUUAAGCUUGAUACUCUUCUGUGCAUGCCAACUUGUGAGCUCACGACCACCAGUUUGUCGCACCUUGUUCACACGUUUAGAAUGAUUCCUCAUUUAGUGUCAAGAAGCCUGUCUCUCAUUUAAGAGCCCACAGGAAGGAAGGCGCACCGGUGGUCCUUUUUGGAUUCAUCUUACCUAUAGUAAACUAUUUUACGGAUGGUGUAAUUAAAUCAAAGUAAAUGGGGCCAAAAUGGAUCUUCAGAACAAACCGGUGCUCAGAACAGCCGUAACCCUGUGCCUGGUGGUCGACUGAACACUUCCCUUGGGUUGCCUUGUGACUGUUCAGGUACAUGCAGUACAUACUGCGGCAGGACUGCAGUAACGUGGAGUUAAAAUUGUCGUGAGAGUUGUGGAGCAAUUGAUAUUGCUAAAGUGAGCCGUAUCAGGGGAUUCUCAGCCCAGCCUUCACCAGACCCUGUUUUUAACGGUCAGCUUACUCUUUAUUGAAUGUAAUUUUACCACUGCGUGUAACGGCCAAAUCCUCCCUUGAACUCACAAUUGCAGUAUGGUCUGCAUAUGUGCAGGGUUAUUUCUUUGUCAUGUAACAGCAUGAAGCUCAUUUCCUACUAUUAUUUCCAACUAUAAAUAUUUCCUGAAUCCUCUGGUUUGUUGGUCUAUACCCUAAGAUGGGGGACUAUUAUAAAGGUAUUUGAACCGGUAAUCAUCAUACUUGCUUUGUCUCCAGCUAGGGUGAUUUUUUUAUGUUUACAGUCAGUCAGUGCCACAUCUGCAGCUCUGGAGGUUUUUGUUCAGUGUCUAGAGGAGGAUCGGUUGUGAUUUUUGCUGCUGACAUUCAGUCAUAUGACAGAUGUUUAUUGGUACGUGUGGUAUUCUACGAAAUGUUCUUGUGCCAUUGGUUGUGGUAUAAGAUGUGAAAACUUUUUUUUGUUGAAUUAGAUGGCUCUGUAUUAGUAGUGGUAGUAUGUUUAAAAAAAAAUAAAAAAAAAUCUGGGGCUAAGCAUUACUUGUUGAGUAGGGCUGGGUAUCAUCUAAAAUGUGUCAGUACUAUUGCAAACAUGCACUGUGCUGAUAACAAAACGAUACAUUUUUUAAAACCCUUUUUUUUUUUUUUUGCAAAACAAAAAAUGUUUUAUAGCUCAGGCAAUACCUGAUCUAAUGAAAGAAACAUGCAUCGGACCAAGAAUUUGGUGCCCAUUUUCAAUACUUGAGUCGGGGUGGGCGAUAUAGAUCAAAUUUGCUGUUUUAUAUUGCAAAACUCGUAUAUUCGCGAUACAGUAAAUUUUCUCGAAAUUCUGUUGAGAAUCUACACUCAGUUGCCAGUUUAUUAGGUAAACUUUGUUAAAGCCCUGCAAUAAAUUCAUUCAAAUAAAUGGUAGUGGACAAAAUAUUAGAAACUUAGAUGAAUGCAGCACCACACACUGCAGCCAGCAAAAUGAUCAUACAGUUGAAUCAACAUCUCUCUAAAACAGUUACCUCAAAAACAGACCACUCUAACCGUUAUGAAGUUGUGAUUUACUGCUCUUGCAUUAGACUGCAUUACUUUUAGCUAAGUGGUCCUAAUAAGGUGGCAACUGAGUGUGUGUAUAGUUGAAAUAACCAGAUGGGAAAGAAUAAUUCAGUGAAUUACAUACAUGACAAAGGUACUUCAUCACAUUGAUGCAAAAUUCUGUAAAUCUAAUAUUACCACAAUGUAGUUCUCAUUGAUUUGCAAGCUCUCUCGGUAUAAAUUGUAUAGAAAUAUCUCUUAACAUUUGACAAAUCGUCUCACAUUAUAUGUAUAGUUAUAUCGCCCAGCCCUACUACACUGUUUUUGAGAUGCUAUGGAUGUGUUUAGCUUGGAAUGAAAAAGAAAGUGAGGUUUGAUACCCAGGUGGAUUGUUUGGCAUGUCAUUAGAAGAUUAUUGGAACAAGGAACCCAGUAAAGUCAGAGGACUGCAAUCAAGGUUAAAAAAAAAAGAAGAAGAAAGGAAGCGUUUUCUAAAACUUUGGAGAUUAUAUCAUUAUUCAUUUUAAAUCAUACAGGUUCUCAACUCUGCUGUCAUGUUUUUAGAUAAUUAUAAAAUGUUUUAUUGCUUGUGAUUGUAACACACUGAAGGUGCAAAAACCCUGAACAUUGUACAUGUAAAUUUUAAUACCUUUUUGAUUACUUUACAGUGCACAAAGCAUGCAAAUCAGGAUCAGGGCUAAGAGUCUUUAAAGUGUCUGUGCUGUACUGUGCUGCAAGUAGACACCAUUGUCAUUAAUGUUGUGAGAGGCGAUUGUGCUAUAAUUCUUUUUUUUUUUUUUUUUUUUUUUUUGCUGUGUUCUGCAGAUUGUAGUGCAUGCUUAUGGACAGGGAAAAUCACAUCCAGCUGCGGUGCAGUUAUUAGUAGUUCCCUGGGAGCACUUAAUCAAGUGCCAAAUUCCAUUUUUUCUUAUGUCUUAGCAGGGUUGGGUUGAGCACGGGAUGAGAGAGUCAGAGUAAUAGCAGGACUUUAAGGCGCUAUUGCUUUUCUCUGGAAUGCUUAAGGUGGAAUUUAAUUUAAUGUUUAAUCCUCUUCAAGACAACAAUUUUAUUGCCAGAAUUAAAUACAGGACAUUGUGCCGACACGUUAUUGUUGACCAGGGGUGAGAUGAGAAAACAUGUUUGAAGACAUAUUUAUUUUACUUUCCCAGUCUGCCUCUUUCCCUCCUCUCUUUACUCUCGAGGCCUAUUUUUCAUGUCUUGUUUUUACUCUGUAUUGUGGGAAUUGCUGCACCACACUGCCUCUUAAGGAUUGUUCAACAUUUAAGUUUUUUUUAUUACAUUUCCCUCCUGUUGGAUUCCUAAAAAGAGGAAGAGAAAAAGAAGCAUCCAUGACUGAACCUAAUAAGAGUUCCUGUUUUCACUCCCGACAACCUUAGGGUGUUCUUCAUGACUUUAAUUUGUCAUUAAAUUCUCUUCUUGAUAUUUGUAGGAUUUUGGUUGUAAUUUGUCUUUUUCUUACUGUGUAAAUAAAGCUGUUGUACCUGUCAAA